Talaromyces proteolyticus is the source of this 957-nucleotide messenger RNA. Its product is annotated as oxidoreductase. The transcript is spliced from 3 exons. Bases 1 to 957 code for a protein of 318 amino acids. Lineage: Eukaryota; Fungi; Ascomycota; Eurotiomycetes; Eurotiales; Trichocomaceae. Gene Ontology annotation, molecular function: oxidoreductase activity. The record is from RefSeq and is a predicted model, not a curated record.
AUGGGUCAUACGUCACAAUUUCAGCCAGGUACAAGAAAAAUUAAAAUAUAUCUUUCACAGGGUUGGUUUUCUGACUCUUUCAUAGGGCAUCAAGUCCCCAUUCACCAUCAGGAAAAGCCAGGAUGGCAGCAUAUGAUGCUUGAUCCGAAACCAGUCUCUGAUCAGCUCCCAACCGAUGAUGGCGGCUAUCAGCCGUACAAACCAGCAGGGAAAUUAAAAGACAGGCGUGCUGUGAUAACUGGGGGUGAUUCUGGAAUUGGGAGAGCUACUGCCAUUCUUUACGCAAUGGAAGGCGCAUCAAGCCUUAUUACCUAUCUUCCAGUCGAAGAAAAAGACGCUCAAGAAACCAAGAAGAAAGUCGAAGAGUAUGGCAGUAAAUGCUACCUCUUCCCAAUAGAUCUGCGCACAAGGGAGAAUUGCAAGGCCGUCAUUGAUAAAGCUGUCGAAUGUCUUGGCGGAAUUGACAUCUUGGUGAACAAUGCUGCUUUUCAAAACAUGAUACAGGAUAUAUCAGAUCUUUCUGAGGAACAGUGGGAAAAUACCUUUAAUACGAACAUACAUCCUUACUUCUACCUGGCAAAAUAUGCAAUGCCGCAUCUCAAAAGGGGUUCCACGAUCAUCAACUGCGCAUCAGUGAAUCAUUUCAUUGGAAGGGGUGACCUACUUGAUUACACGUCCACAAAGGGGGCCAUUGUUGCAUUCACUCGGGCAUUAUCAAAUCAGCAAAUUGGCAAAGGUAUUAGAGUGAAUUGUGUUUGUCCUGGUCCGAUAUGGACACCGUUGAUACCUUCCACAAUGGAAACAAAGGCGCUUGAACAAUUCAGUGAGGUGCCGAUGGGACGCCCAGGGCAGCCAAGUGAAGUAGCUACUUGUUUUGUAUUCCUAGCCAGUCCCGACAGCAGUUACAUAUCUGGGCAGUGCCUACACCCUAACGGUGGUGUGGUCGUGGGUAGUUAA